UCUGGGGGUUGUAUGGGUCUUGGUGUUUGUAGUGGCUGCUUUUGCAGUUUCUGAUCUUAAUAUCACAUGUGAGGAAAAAUCUGUCACUGUGAUAUGGAAACUCCCCAAUGAGUUGGGUGUGCAGCCUUCUCGCCUCUUUCUGGGGAAGUGUUUGCCGACAAAUUUUUCAUCAGGCCCUGAUGGAGCUGUUGCGAUGUUCCAUGUCUCUUUAACUGAUUGCCAUUUCAAGCGGGUGGUGAGAGGGCACAAAGUCCUGUACAAGAAUAAGCUCACCUACAGACCUUUGGCAAAGCCAUUCCCACCCAAGUUGUCUUUCCCAGUUGUGUGCAUUUAUGACAGGCCUCCCCACUGGCAUCCCCAUAUGCCUAUCCUAUCCUCUGGAAGUGCCAUAGGCUUCGGAAGCCUACUUUUCUACAUGGGAAUCAUGAAUGAAAACUUCAGCGGCCCUGCCAGGUCUACAUCUUUCUUCCUCGGCUCCCGCAUUCCAAUCUGGGCUGCAGUGGAUCAGCAGGCUCACAUGCCCCUGGCUGUAUUUAUUGAAGAAUGUGUGGCAACAACAACAACUGACAUCAGGACUGCAAGCCAUGUGUACCCCUUCAUCACCAAUGGGGGAUGUCUUGUAGAUGGCAAAGCUGGAAGUUCAAAAUUCCUUCCCAGAGAUACAAAGUCUGAGAUCUUCCUUUCUCUACAAGCCUUCAAGCUUGGUGCUGGAGAAAAAGUGUAUAUCCACUGCAAGAUCACAGCAUGGGAUCCUGAGCUGCUGGAUGAAAACAGGAAGGCCUGUAACUACAUCAAAGAGCUUGAAGGUUGGGAGCUUCUGGAUGAUCCUACCCAAAGUGACCUCUGUAGAUGCUGUGACACUAGUUGCAGCAGCUGGAAGAGGAGUGCAGAACGGGAUUUCCGGAGUCUGAGCCAAAAUGCAGUCCUUGGACCACUGACUAUUGAAGAUGUGAAUCUUAAAUGAUCUAUUAGAAGGAAGAUCCCCCAAGUUACUUUCUGCAGGGAAAGUCUUGUCCAACACCCCUGUGCUGCAUAGAUUCUUGGUAUCAAAUAGUUGACGUGUCCAGCUUUUCUUCCAGAGAACUUCUGCAAUUGAAUUGUAUAUAGUAUAACUUGCUGACUUGACCUGCUGAAAAUGUUAACAUGUCACAGCUCAACUAAUGAAAUGAGAAUGACCAAAAAAAAAAAAAGCAUGUGUGGGGUACUUGAUUAAAUAUUUGCAACUCC
Molecule: messenger RNA, 1227 nt
Organism: Scleropages formosus (Asian bonytongue)
Lineage: Eukaryota; Metazoa; Chordata; Actinopteri; Osteoglossiformes; Osteoglossidae
Gene: zp3f.2
Product: zona pellucida glycoprotein 3f, tandem duplicate 2
Exons: 10
Coding region: 194-964 (256 amino acids)
Biological process (GO): binding of sperm to zona pellucida; egg coat formation; positive regulation of acrosome reaction
Cellular component (GO): extracellular matrix
Molecular function (GO): acrosin binding
Source: RefSeq, a predicted model, not a curated record